This is a messenger RNA of Polyodon spathula (Mississippi paddlefish), 2588 nucleotides long. RefSeq names its product N-lysine methyltransferase SMYD2-like. The transcript has 12 exons. The record is from RefSeq and is a predicted model, not a curated record. Gene Ontology annotation, cellular component: nucleus. Gene Ontology annotation, molecular function: histone methyltransferase activity; protein-lysine N-methyltransferase activity; protein binding. Lineage: Eukaryota; Metazoa; Chordata; Actinopteri; Acipenseriformes; Polyodontidae. The coding region runs from base 200 to 1504 and encodes 434 amino acids.
CCUAGCUUGUUUGAGCCGACUACCAUGUAUGUAGUUCUAGGAUAGUCUGACGCUGCUCCAUUAAUAGCAAAACUAGUAAGGCUGAUUCUAACGGAGUCUGAAACUGAUCUUUCCCCAACAGUACAACAGUACAAAUCAUUGGGCUGCAGCAGCAAAUCCGUGAAAGAACAAAGAGGAAACAGAAAACCACAUCCAGAAAAUGAAAACAGAAGGCACGGCAGAAGGAAUCGAAAGGUUCACAAGCCCCGGCAAAGGCAGAGGACUGAGGGCAUUGAAACACUAUAAAGUUGGAGAUUUGCUUUUUACGUGCCCGGCAUAUACUUACGUGUUAACUGUCAGUGAGAGGGGGAAUCAUUGUGAGUUCUGCUUUGCAAGGAAAGAGGGGCUUUCUAAGUGUGGGAAAUGCAAACAAGCGUUCUACUGCAACAUUGACUGCCAGAGAGGAGACUGGCCGAUGCACAAGUUAGAAUGUUCAUCCAUGUGCAUUUUCAAGGAGAAUUGGGAUCCCUCAGAGACUGUUCGGCUUACAGCCAGAAUCAUUGCCAAACAGAAAACACAGACGGAAAAAACUGCAUCAGAGAGACUUUUAACAGUGCCCGAGUUUGAGUCACAUCUGGAGAAGCUGGAUAAUGAGAAGAGAGAGCUGAUUCAGAGUGACAUUGCUGCCCUUCAUCACUUCUACUCCAAGCACUUGGAAUUCCCAGAUAAUGCAGCUCUUGUGGUGCUCUUUGCACAGGUCAAUUGCAAUGGCUUUACAAUAGAGGAUGAAGAACUCUCCCAUUUGGGCUCUGCCGUUUUCCCAGAUGUUGCCCUGAUGAACCACAGCUGUUGCCCCAAUGUGAUUGUCACUUACAAAGGGACCCUUGCAGAGGUCAGGGCUGUUCAGGAGAUCAAUGCUGGAGAGGAGAUCUUUACCAGCUAUAUUGACCUGCUGUACCCCACAGACGACAGGAAUGACAGAUUGAAGGAUUCAUACUUUUUCAACUGCGAUUGCAAGGAGUGUGCCACCAAAGGAAAAGAUAAAGCAAAAAUGGAAAUAAGAAAAAUGAGUGAACCUCCAAAACCUGAGACCAUCAGGGACAUGGUGAAGUAUGCCAGGAACGUGAUCGAGGAGUUCCGGAGAGCCAAGCACUAUAAAACCCCUAGCGAGCUACUGGAGAUCUGCGAGCUGAGUCUGGAUAAGAUGGAUGCUGUGUUUGAGGACACCAACGUGUACAUGCUGCACAUGAUGUACCAGGCAAUGGGGGUGUGCCUUUACAUGCAGGACUGGGAUGGAGCAUUGCGUUAUGGGGAGAAGAUCAUCAAACCCUACAGCAAGCAUUACCCUGCUUACUCUCUAAAUGUGGCCUCCAUGUGGCUGAAGUUAGGAAGGCUGUAUAUAGGAUUGGAAAAGAAGUCUCUGGGAGUCAAAGCUUUAAAAAAGGCCAUAGCAAUUAUGGAGGUGGCCCAUGGAAAGGACCAUCAUUACAUUGCAGAGAUCAAGAAAGAGAUUGAAGAAAAAUAACAUUUUUUUCCCCCCCAAAGUAAAAAUACAAUUAUGGCUUGGUAACUUAACCUUUUUACUUGUAAUGAAACUGGCUAAAUCUUGCUAUUUUAAAAUUACUGCAUCUAUUGAAAACUUUUAGCACACAUUAUACUUAUCAACUGCCUUAUUUGUCAAAGGUUUUACUUUAGACUGGUGUGGUGAUGUUACUAAAACAAGGCCUUUGUAAAUUGUUACUAUACUUAUUUGUAACAAGGAAAGUAACUUUGUAACAUUUUGUGGGUAACUUCUGUAUAAGAAAAAGCAAAAUGCACAAUUUCAAGUCAUUUAACAAGUAUUCUUUAAAUUAAAUAGGUUUGUUUGUUUUAUGAUUAAAUAUGUGUUCAUGACAAAAAUAUUUGCACGCCUGCUUUCGUAUUUUGUGUGUCCUGCUUUUGCUUUUGUCACGGCUUUGACGUUUAUGAUCAUUCUUAUCCAAUACAUUAUAUCUCGUUGGUGAAAUUUGGGCCCAUUCUGUCUUGCUUUUUUCUAUUGGAUUGUGACUCCAGAGUUGACUUAGCCGUAUGCUUUUGGUCAUUGUUAUAUUAGAAGUUGCCAAUCACCCUACCAGGAGAUGGUAUCAUUGUAUUUCGUAGAUUUUUUUUUUUUUAAUACAUUUCAGCGUUCAUUCAAUCUUUAAUCACUUGAAUGUCUCUAAACUACUAAAUCACCCCCAUAUCAUGGUAAACCCACCUCCAUGUUUAACUGUAGUGCAAGGUUUUCUUCAUUAAAGCUUUCCCUUUUUCCUCCAAACAUACUGUGGUCCAUUUUUUGGGAAAAGUUAUAUUUUAGUCUCAUCGGACUAGAGUAUUUUGUUGAAGGUGUUUGAUUCCUGUUCCAUAUUUCUUGGCAUGUUUAAGUUUAUUCUAUGCAUUUUCUUUAAUAGUGGUGCGCAGCCAAGUCUACAUUCAUGCAACUCUUUUAUGUUCAGGUGACUUUGUACAGUUUUUUUUUGUGCACUGUUAUUAAGGAUUUGAUUUUGUCAUGGUAAAAAUCACAGCACAGUCGCAGCUAAAAAUAGACAAUUUCAUGGAAUGGUCACGGCAACAAAAAUAUAUUUAUUCAU